Rhagoletis zephyria (snowberry fruit fly) is the source of this 1350-nucleotide messenger RNA. RefSeq lists its product as uncharacterized. Lineage: Eukaryota; Metazoa; Arthropoda; Insecta; Diptera; Tephritidae. The record is from RefSeq and is a predicted model, not a curated record.
ACUACAGUAACGUUCGUGAAAUUGGAUAACAGAUUUCCAUGGAAGUUCGUUCACAUUUAUUUUGAAGUUUUUAAUUUUUCGCUGCAUAGGAAACGCAUCGCAAUCGGCUAUAGAAGCAACAACACUGCCAGCAAGUAUCGCUGAUCAGCCGACGGUGUGUGUACGUUUGUGCUGCCUGCUGCCAUUUUUCGGUGCGUACUUUUGUUGUUGCUCUCCUUGUAUUGCUCGUUAUUUGCUAGCUCGACAUUCCAUAAAAAUCAAGUUGGUAAAAAUCUAAUAAGAAUAUGUUUCUUGAAUGCAUUUCACCCGUGGAAACUGAUUGACCACACCUAAUCGAACAUAAGAAAAAGUAUUAAACAAAAUUUGUGUGCUUGGGAUUUCCUUACGCAGUAUUUACUCGAAAGGCGUGUUUCGCCCGAAUUUGAAAUAGCGAAAAUCGAUUUCGUUUUUCGACUCGGGUGCUGUGAAAAGUUCGCCAGCGAAUUGAGAUAAAAACGAUCUAGCAGGAGCCUCAAGACAUCUGCGAUAUGGAGAAAUUAAAAGUCAAAACUAUAGGUGUGCUACGUGAGCGUGAAGGUGUUACAAAUGGCAAUGGAAAUGGCGUUUGUCGUGUGGUGACACUUACCUCUGCGAUUGCUGAUAGUGGAGGCAAUGUUGCUGUUGUUGCAGGUCGUGCUGAAGAUGGGAAGAAUGACGGUGCUGGAAGUGGUGGCAAUUGUGUCCCAGCUAACCGCCCCACCACUGCAGCAGCGCUUGUGCGUCAGUUACCUAAAAUGUCUGCCUCGGAUUUGGCCGGAAUAUUGAAUUGUAAACGUCGUUUGGAAUGGACAAAAGAGUGGUUGAAAAAGAACCAAACAGAGUUUUUGAGCAAAGAAAAUCUACGCAAAGAAAUACAAUUCCGUAGUAAUGAGAUAUAUCACUUUAAUUGUUUUUUCGACAUAACGGAGCGACAGUUCAGAUACUUGGUGAAUAACCUAUCACCAGUUAUAAGUUCCUAUGAGCCGCAUCGGAAGAAGAAAUCAUUCAGUGCAGAGGAGAGAAUUGCUAUAACGCUAAAGUAUUUGGCCACGGGUAUGUGCACAUAUUAAAAUUUUUAUUUUUAUUAAGCCUACAAAACUAUAAAACUUUAUUUUUUAAUACAUAUUAACGUAUAGGUUAUUAGAUUUGCAUGUGACCAGAAAAGAAAUGCGCAUGCUUAUAUGUACAUAUUAGUGUGCAGUUAUCAAGGGCCAAAAAAUCGGAGGAUUAAUUUAUUUGUACUUUGAUAUUUGAUUUCUCAAGUCACUCAUAUACAUAUUUGUGUAUUCCUGGGGUCUAGGUUCAUGAAGAAAUUUUUUUUCGUAUAUAUUU